Messenger RNA from Toxorhynchites rutilus septentrionalis, 2177 nucleotides. RefSeq names its product liver carboxylesterase 1. NCBI's taxonomy places the organism in Eukaryota, Metazoa, Arthropoda, Insecta, Diptera, Culicidae. Bases 297 to 2177 code for a protein of 626 amino acids. Gene Ontology annotation, biological process: chemical synaptic transmission; postsynaptic membrane assembly; neuron cell-cell adhesion. The transcript is spliced from 2 exons. Gene Ontology annotation, molecular function: signaling receptor activity; neurexin family protein binding. The record is from RefSeq and is a predicted model, not a curated record. Gene Ontology annotation, cellular component: cell surface; synapse; postsynaptic membrane.
GGUUCGAUCAGGAGGGACACUGAAAACACGCCGCGUUCCCUAGUUCCAUUUGACGGUUUGAUUCAAACAAACUAAGAUUACUGCUCCAGUAUUGUUUUUAGGUUACCAGUCUGUUCGAUUUGUGCUUGUGGGGUUGCGUUGUCUGGUACUCUGUGCCGUUGCUCCCAUUUUACCGUUUCGGCAAGCAAUGCGAAAAACGAAAGGAUAACAACAGAGGCAGCAAAUACAAAAUUUUGGAUUAUUUCUUGUAUGUGUAUGGAAAACAAGUGCAGAAAGUGCAAGGAUAGAGGGAAAAAAUGGCGAAUAAUCGAUUAGUGUUGGUGUUGUUGGCGGCGUCUUUUGUGCAACAAUGCGUCUCGCGGGAUCCGCCCGCGGUGGAAAUACCCGACCAGGGUUCAGUGAUAGGAACGUACAUAAAGAUGUUUAGAACUCAACGAGUAAUUGCAUAUCUUGGAAUUCCGUAUGCACAGGCACCGGUCAAAGAGAAGCGCUUCACGCCUCCCGUGGUUGACAACUUACCUAGUUGGGAUGACGUAAAGAACGCUUCCACGCUUGCAGCACAGUGUUGGCCAUCUCCUCGUGGCACGCAAGGAAAACACAAUCAACUGUUUAUGGACCUGAUUAAGUCCGCCGAAAUGGAUGAACCGCAGUACGAUGAGGAUUGUCUCUUUUUGAAUAUCUACAUUCCAGAUGCCACGAUUCCGACGGAAGGGUUCUCGGUGUUGGUAUGGUUCCCGGCGAGUGAAUUCGACGGAGAUACGCCGUUUAUACUAAAUCCGUUCCAAAUGGUCUUCAAACAGAAGCUUAUCGUCGUAACGGUUCAGUACCGGCUUGGAAUUUUUGGUUUUUUCACAACAAUGGAUGGUGAGGCACCGGGGAACUUUGGGCUUAUGGACCAGUCAGCAGCCCUGCUUUGGAUAAACAAGAACAUCAAACUAUUCAAUGGGAACGAGGCGUCAGUAACAAUCAUUGGUCACGGUACAGGAGGAGUAUGUGUUGGAUUACAUCUAACGUCUGGCGAGUGGACUGAGCAGAUGUUUCAUAAAGCAAUCAUUAUGUCGGGGAGUGUGCUACUCGAUUCGGUUGUUAGGACUCCUAAACAUUACAGUCCAAUUCUGGAUGAAUUAGCAACAACAUACGGUUGUUAUCGUAGACCGACGUCUAGUUUGGUGGAAUGCCUACGACGAGUUGAAGAUCAUCUCCUGGUGGAAAAUUCUCACUCCGAGCAAUGGGGACCGGUGAUAGACAAAGGGCUCAGUAACAUUACCACACCUUUCAUAUCCGAUCCCCCAAUGAUGAUGAUACAUGAAGGCAAGCUGAGGAAGGUUCCAUUACUUAUUGGGCAUACGGAUAUGGAAGAAGCGUUAGAACUCACAAUAGGUGACAUGGUGGAACACGGCAUUGGAGCUGAAAUGUAUGAAUCCCUGCUCGAAGAUGCCGUAACGAUGGAUUUGUUCCAGAUGAAGUUCAACGACUCUCAAUGUGGAGGAAACAUGGAAACCAUUAUGGAUGCUGUUCAAUUUCAGUACAAACCUUAUCCUCCUACAACAGAUCCGAUGAUGCUUCGAACGCGUUAUAUUGAGUUUGCAACCGACCGGAAAUAUGUGGCACCUACAAUAGAGCUAGCAAUGCAUAUGAGUCACCAGGCUGAAACGUAUGUUUAUCGAUUCGACAUCAAACCGCGCACGAAAGCAGUUCUCAACGAUAUUCCUGAGUGGAUGGGCGUACCACACAACUUCGAGCUCAUCUUCCUUUGGGGACUUCCAUACUGGUUGAUGCUAGCAGAUCAAAUGCAAUGGGACAGCGCUGACAAACGUGUAUCGGACAUCGUGAUGACGCUAUGGGCGAACUUUGCCAAGUUUACCAAUCCUACCCAAGUCGGCGUGUAUAUUAAAUGGGACACAUUCACCAACGAUGAGCCAGGCGUGUUGAUUAUUGAUCGAUCGUUCAAUAUGAGCGAUCAUACCACGAUGAAUUUCAAUGCGGUCAAGUUUUGGAAUCACUACUAUCCAAACGUAAUAAGUUUUGCGGCACAAUGCUGUAACGACACGUACAACAGCGGCACAAGUUACCAAAAUAUGUUAAGUAGUUCUGUAGUCUAUAGUAUUCUUGUAGCGAAUUUUAUACUGUUACAAUCAUUUAUUUACAUGCAAAUACAAUUUUUUUUCCAGACGUAA